Molecule: messenger RNA, 1866 nt
Organism: Ylistrum balloti
Lineage: Eukaryota; Metazoa; Mollusca; Bivalvia; Pectinida; Pectinidae
Product: sodium- and chloride-dependent betaine transporter-like
Exons: 13
Coding region: 1-1866 (621 amino acids)
Biological process (GO): sodium ion transmembrane transport
Cellular component (GO): membrane
Molecular function (GO): L-amino acid transmembrane transporter activity
Source: RefSeq, a predicted model, not a curated record
AUGCAAGAUUCACACGAAGAAGUGCAGAUUGAUUUGUUGAGCAAUGGAAAGAAGAGAUUUCCUAGCGGUGAUGCGUCCCCAGAACGCGACGUGUGGGAGAGGAAGAUCGAAUAUCUCUUUUCCUUAAUAGGUUACACCGUCGGACUUGGCAGUUUGUGGCGGUUUCCCUACCUAUGCAUGAAAAAUGGCGGAGGCGCAUUCCUCAUCCCUUUUACGUUCUUCAUGGUGACUUGUGGAUUUCCCCUGUACUACCUAGAGUUGUUACUGGGUCAGUUCUCUGGGAAAAGUCCAAUGGUCGUUUGGAAUAUAUGUCCUCUUUUUAAAGGAUUGGGAUUCAUGAUGGUAUUUGUUUCCCUAGUCGUCACGUGGUAUAUUGGCGUAGUUCUUGCUUGGGUCUUGUACUAUCUCGGGUACUCGUUCGCGACAAAUCUUCCCUGGUCUUCCUGUGACAACGAAUGGAAUACGGACCAAUGCGUGGUGUUUCGCACAGUACCAUCAGCCUCCACCAAUGUGUCCGACAUAUCUAACAACACAUAUAUAAGUUCCCUCAAUUCUACAUUUAGAGAAAACAGGACAGAAGGCAUUGAAACAUCAGCUAAAGAAUUUUGGAGAUACAAGGUGCUGAAUAUAUCCAAUGGCAUCGAUGAGGUGGGAACCAUUCAGUGGCAUACGGUCCUGGUACUACUUCUGGCAUAUGCUUUAUCAUUUGUAUGCAUUGUGAAGGGCGUCAAAUCAGUUGGUAAGGUAGUUUACGUCACAGCAACUCUUCCUUACCUCCUUCUUACCGUGAUCCUUGUCCGGAGUCUGACUCUAGACGGCGCUGUCGACGGAAUCAUCUAUUACAUAAAGCCAGAUUUCAGCAGACUAAUGCAUUUUCAGGUGUGGUUUGAAGCUGCCCUUCAGGUUUUUUAUUCUUUAGGGCCCUCAUGGGGCGGGGUUCUUACCAUGGCUAGUUUUAACAGAUUUCACAACAAGUGUCUGGGUGAUGCCAUUUUGGUUGUGUUUAUGGACCUAUUCACAGCAUUUUACUGUGGAUUUGUCGUCUUCUCUAUUGUCGGAUUCCUCGCACAUAAGUCGGGGAUGAAGGUGGAUGAGGUAGUGGAAGCAGGUCCAGGUUUGAUUUUUCUAACUUACCCAGAAGCCCUAAUACGACUUCCGCUUCCGCACAUGUGGUCUGUACUCUUCUUUGUCAUGGUGGUUUUCGUUGGAAUAGACAGUCAGUUUGGUUUGUUGGAGACCAUCGUCAGUGGACUUGUUGACAUGUACCCGAAGACGCUAGGAAAACACAAGUUACUCGUGCUUAGCAUAUUGUUCCUGUUUUACGUCGUCACAAGUUUGAUUUUCGCCUCACAGGCUGGGGUAUACGUGUUCAAACUCAUAGACUGGUAUAUCGCAGCCUACUGUAUUUUCCUUGGGUCACUCCUGGAGUGUGUGGUGAUUGCCUGGCUUUAUGGUGCCGAGAGAUUUAGCCGAGACGUGGAACUAAUGACUGGACGAUCGGUUCACAUACUCAUACGAUGGUCCUGGUAUAUUUUGGUACCGAUUGCAAUGUUUAUAUCUCUUAUCCUCGUCAUGACCAACAUGACUAGCCCUUCGUCUAAAGAGUACACAUACCCGAGCUAUAUUGGAAUCGUGGGUAACAUGAUCGGAAUCCUCCCCAUUCUACCUAUACCGUUGUUUAUGCUUACUCAGCUUCUAUCGGAGUCGGGCACCCUAAAACAGAGAAUCAAGAAUCUAGUUAGACCAUCUCCUGACUGGGGACCCAAUAACGCCCAGGAACGGGAGACAUACGUAGUGUAUGAGUAUAGUAGCAGUAUGUGGCAAAACAUGAGGGUAGAUUUGUUCGGUCAACGUAAAAAACUAUAA